AUGCGAGGGGAGAACGGCAGCGGCAAGAUUGCCAUUACCGAAAAGACACCUUUGCUAAUGGCUCUCAUCGCCUUUCGUUUGCUCAAUGCUAUGAUAAUACGGACCACUUUUGUGCCAGACGAGGUGUGGCAGUCAGUUGAGGUAGCACAUCGUUGGGUCUACGGAUUCGGAGCGCUAACAUGGGAGUGGACUCCCACAGUGGCAAUCCGCUCCCCACUCUACCCCCUCUUCCUCGCUGGGAUCUACAAGGCAUUAGCCCUCUCUGGCGUAGACUCUCGUGCCGCAAUCGUUCUUCUUCCUCGCCUCUUCCAUGGUCUUCUCACCGGUGUGACUGAUUUUACCAUCUACUUGAUGGCUAUUCAAUUAAGCGGAAAAUUGUCUGCUGAGUGGGUGCUGCUGGCAGAGACAACGAGCUGGUUCACGGCCUACUGUGGACCACGCAGUCUCAGUAACAGUCUUGAGUGGACGCUGCAUGCAAUGGCCUUUCGCUAUUACCCUUGGCCACCGAGACUUGGUUUGGAUUCCGCCUCCACCACUGCCGUUCCCUUUCUGUUUCAUGUCUGUCUCUGCAUCCUGCUUCGUCCAACUGCAGCUGUACUCUGGGUCCCCGUGUGCCUCCAUUACCUUCUUCGGAUUUGGUAA
This is a messenger RNA of Hydatigera taeniaeformis, 642 nucleotides long. Lineage: Eukaryota; Metazoa; Platyhelminthes; Cestoda; Cyclophyllidea; Taeniidae. The record is from the annotation of a GenBank genome assembly.